Gasterosteus aculeatus aculeatus (three-spined stickleback) is the source of this 3285-nucleotide messenger RNA. It is a transcript of the gene itk, whose product is annotated as IL2 inducible T cell kinase. NCBI's taxonomy places the organism in Eukaryota, Metazoa, Chordata, Actinopteri, Perciformes, Gasterosteidae. The record is from RefSeq and is a predicted model, not a curated record. Gene Ontology annotation, molecular function: protein binding; ATP binding; protein tyrosine kinase activity. Gene Ontology annotation, biological process: protein phosphorylation; intracellular signal transduction.
GGUCGUGCUGAUUGGACUUUACCUGAAGAGCAUGUUCAACUCUGGGUUAUUCCAAAAAUAUGGCAGCAUGACAUCUGGGGAGCCGGAUGAACAACUGUUUUUGUUGAUUGUUUUAUCACAAUUAUUAUUGUAAAAGAAUUUUCACCAUAGUUCAUCACAAAUUGCUUGAGGUAUAAAAUCAAUCAGCAUUGUAUGAGGUUCCAAAAACACAGAAAUUUGCUUUCCAAAUGGGCAUUGCCCAAUAAAAAACCGAAAAUGUAUUAGUUUUUAAGAUGUUUGUAUCAGUCAUGAUAAAGGCUAAAUCAGAUCAGAUAUUUUUACACCUGACAAAUAUUAGCAUUUUUUAACAUUAAGCCUGAUUUUUGUGCAUUUCUUUUUUCUAUUCCCUUUUACCUUUCUUAAUUUUAUCUAUAGAAAUUGCCUUACCUUCAGGGGUCAUCGAGCCAAACAAGUUGGUCCAUACUCAUCCAAAAUGUACAUGCAGGCUAAGCUGUAGAAACAAUUUUCCUGAUGGUGGUGCUAUUCCAUUCCAUUUAGUGAUCACCUUGCAUAUCUCAAAACCUCAGUUUGAAAACAUUGUAGUUAACCUUGUUUUUAGGUCGUUCAAAGUUUUCAAUAGGUGUCUUUUUGAUAUAGAGUUUCAAUUCAUACCCUCAAUAUUUUGUUAAAUUAAGAAUAACGCUUUAAACUAUUGCCGGGGUACUAUGAUGCUAUACUAUAUAAAAACAUAAUAACCUGACGAUUUCUAUAUCACCAUACUAUAUGUUUGUGUGUUUGGUGGAACAUGUGCAAAAAUGGAGAGAUUAAAGAAUCACCAUCCUAUUGCUGCACACACUUAUUGCAACAUAGCUGGAAAAAGUGCGUGUGAGUGCUUGUAUAGUUUGUGUGUGUUCUGUACGGGAGUGUAAGCACAACCCACUUUAUGCCGUAAGGAUGUGGUUUACCGAGUGCAAGAAGUUUAUACAGGAAGCUGCACGGCUUUUGUUGGGUUAUCAUCCACUAGCUUUUUUUCUGUCACUGAGAGGUACUCAUUCUCUCUCCAUAAGCCAAGAGGCACCAGAGUAAUUCUUUGCGUUAUUCAGAACUGCCACCAUGUUCCCCAGGGUGAUUUUGAAGGGAACUUUGAUAAAAAAAUCUCAACAAAAGAAGAGAACAUCACCGUGCAACUACAAAGAGAGGUUUUUUGUAUUGGACACACAAGAUCUGAAAUAUUCUGAACGCCGCCCUGGAAGAAAGCCCAUGCAGAAAGGUUGCAUCGAGCUCUCCAGAAUCAAAUGUGUGGAGAUUGUGUGCAGCGAUCUUCCAAUACCAUGCGACUACAAGUACCCGUUUCAGGUUUUUCACAACAACUACUACCUGUACAUUUUCGCCCCAGACAAUGAUUGCCGUCUGAGAUGGGUCAGAGCUCUGAAAGAGGAGACAAAGUCUAACGAUUUGGCCACCAAAUACCACCCAAACUUCUGGACGGAUGGAAAAUGGAGAUGCUGUCAACAAACAGGGAAACUGGCCACAGGUUGUCAUUUGUAUGACCCAGUGGGUUAUGCUUCUAAAAAGCCACUUCCUCAACUCCCAGAUAAAGAGAUGGAACUGCACGAUACAGGUACAGUCAUCGCCCUGCAGGACUACACGCCCCCCGGAGGCGCUGACUUGCCCCUUCUGAAAGACCAGGAGUACACCCUGGUCAACAAAGGCCACUGCGACUGGUGGGCCGUGCGGGAUGACAGAGGAAACACGGGCUUUGUGCCCAGUACGUAUGUAGCCGAAAAAUCCGGCGCCAACUUCCAGAGAUUUCAAUGGUACAACAAAAACAUAACCAGGGGCAUGGCAGAGGAUUUGCUAAUGAAACAGGGAAAAGAAGGCGCCUUUAUGGUACGUGACUCAAGACAAGCGGGAGUCUACACAGUGUCCGUCUUCACCAAAGCACCGGGCUCUAACGGGGAGAAGAAUCCAAGAGUCAAACAUUACCAAAUUCGACAGACGGAAACUGCAGAGUCCAAGUUCUACCUAGCAGAGAAGUACCUGUUCAGCACCAUUCCUGAGCUCAUCCAUUACCAUCAACACAACGCUGCGGGCCUGAUAACUCGUUUGCGACACCCAGUAUCUCAAGACGGGGGCUGCUGCUCUAAGGACAUCGCCGGCCCCUCAACAGAUCAGUGGGAGCUGGACCCAGAGGAGCUGACCUUCGGUCGGGAGUUGGGCAGCGGCCAGUUUGGUCUCGUGCUGGAAGGGAGGUGGAGGGACAGCAAGGUGGCAGUGAAGACGAUACGAGAAGAGUGCAUGUCAGACGAGGAUUUUAAAGAAGAGGCGAGAAUCAUGAUGAGGCUGUCUCAUUGUAAGCUGGUCCAGCUCUACGCCGUCCACACCCAGCGCUCCCCCAUGUGUCUGGUGUUUGAGUUCAUGGACAACGGCUGUCUGUCGGACUACCUGCGAGCCAGGAAGGGGCACUUCUCUCAGGACACCAUGUUGAGUAUGUGCAUGGAUGUCAGUGAGGGGAUGGCGUACCUGGAGAACUGCAACUUCAUCCACAGAGAUCUGGCUGCCAGGAACUGCCUAGUUUCAAAGAACAAUGAGGUGAAGGUGUCCGACUUCGGCAUGACCAGAUUUGUGCUUGAUGAUCAGUACACAAGCUCCCAGUGCUCCAAGUUCCCCGUCAGGUGGUCGGCGCCAGAGGUCAUCAAGUUCUCCAAGUUCAGCAGCAAGUCCGACAUCUGGUCAUUUGGUGUGCUCAUGUGGGAGGUGUACAACGAGGGCCGACUUCCUUACGAGAACCACUCCAAUGUCGAAGUGGUGGAGUCCCUGAGCAAAGGCCUGAGGCUCCUGAAGCCACGCUUGGCCCCGGAAGCUAUCCACCGGCUCAUGGAGUGGUGCUGGAAGGAGAAACCAGAAGACCGUCCGUCCUUUGCUCUUCUCCUGCGUGAGCUGCCCUCCCUCUAAGACCUGUGGGGAUAAGAUUUGAAAAGGAUGAACGAAGCUAUUUAUUUUAUUUAUUGAUGUACUACCAAUGGCUUGUCUAAGCUUUUACUGUUUUUUAGUUCAGAUGAUUCCAAUCACAAUUUAGAAUUUGUCAAUUUAGCACUUUAUCUGUUUCUCUAUACAGUUUAUUCCUGAGAAGGCUCACACAGCUAUUUCUGCUUGCUGCACGUUUGGGUUUCAAGUAUACUAAGGUUGGCGAAUGUGUGAAACCAUUGACAAUUAAAUGUAUCCAUUGUCAUGAAAUGUUCCAAUUUAUUUUGGGAUGCAUCAUUUCAGCAGUGCAAUAAAGAAACUCUUUAAACUGCUGAACAA